This is a messenger RNA of Pistacia vera, 958 nucleotides long. RefSeq names its product transcription factor JUNGBRUNNEN 1-like. Gene Ontology annotation, biological process: regulation of DNA-templated transcription. The record is from RefSeq and is a predicted model, not a curated record. The transcript is spliced from 3 exons. Gene Ontology annotation, molecular function: DNA binding. The coding region runs from base 17 to 958 and encodes 313 amino acids. Lineage: Eukaryota; Viridiplantae; Streptophyta; Magnoliopsida; Sapindales; Anacardiaceae.
UUGAUGUUCGAGAACCAUGAACACUGAAAAUAGCUCGAGCUCUAAGGAUGAUCAUCAGGAGAUGCAGCUUCCAGGGUUUCGGUUUCAUCCAACAGAUGAAGAACUUUUAGGGUUUUAUCUUCGAAGAAAAGUUGAUAAGAAACCAAUCGUUAUCGAACUCAUCAAACAGAUUGAUGUCUACAAACAUGAUCCUUGGGAUCUUCCAAAAAUUAGCAGUACGCCUGACAAGGAAGGAUACUUCUUUUGCAAAAGAGGGAGAAAAUAUAGAAACAGCGUAAGGCCAAAUAGAGUGACGGGGUCUGGGUUUUGGAAAGCAACUGGCAUCGACAAGUCAGUGUAUUCUGAAGGAGGAGAAGGUCGUGACUGCAUUGGCCUCAAGAAAACACUUGUUUACUACCGUGGAAGUGCAGGAAAAGGCACCAAAACUGAUUGGAUGAUGCAUGAAUUUCGCUUUCCCCCCAAUGAUAAUAGCACCGCCUCCAAUUCCAAAACCACUCUUCAAGAAGCGGAAGUAUGGACUAUAUGUCGAAUCUUUAAGCGAAACGUGUCAUACAGAAAGCUGACACCAGAUUGGAAAGAAUCAUCUUCUUCAGCGAAACGUCAUUCAGCAUUAAUGGAAUCAACCUCUAAACCAUAUGCUCUGGACUCUAACAAUCAGCAGGAAAGCUACAUCAGUUUCGAAGCUCCAAUUGUUCAUCAAACUAAUAAGCCGAUGAAACCACUCAUGAUCGACGAUCAUCUCAAUGAGAUCAGGAACCAGCAGUUAGCUUCAGAACAUUUGAGCAGCACUAACAAUUAUACCAUAGCCAAUUCUCCAAUAUCAAUGGCAUGGUCUUCAAGCUUUCAGAAUCCAUAUGGGAAUCAUCAUGAUUUCUUGACGUAUGAGAACUGGGAUGAGCUCCGACAAGUCGUAGAAUUUGCCUCCGAUCCUAAUCCUCAUCCGCGACUGACUAGGUAA